Molecule: messenger RNA, 268 nt
Organism: Leptonychotes weddellii (Weddell seal)
Lineage: Eukaryota; Metazoa; Chordata; Mammalia; Carnivora; Phocidae
Gene: CCDC179
Product: coiled-coil domain containing 179
Source: RefSeq, a predicted model, not a curated record
CUCUGCAGCAUAAGCAGCAUGUGCCUGUGCUGUACGGAGGACGAAGCCAUCCAAGUCAGCGCCGAAGGGCCAAGAUGGCAACAUCCUUCAGACGUCACUGCAAGGCAGUCCAGAGAUAAACGUAUUGAGAAUAUGAAAAACCUAAGGAAAGAGAAGAGGAAAUUUAAUAAACGGUUUGCAAGACCUGCUCCUCUUCCAGAACCAGGACUCCUGUGGACAUAAAGCUGGAGUCUGUAUGGAAGAAAUCAUGCCAGACAAAAAUAUGCGG